Vespula vulgaris is the source of this 3107-nucleotide messenger RNA. It is a transcript of the gene pink, whose product is annotated as BLOC-2 complex member HPS5 homolog. Bases 148 to 2862 code for a protein of 904 amino acids. NCBI's taxonomy places the organism in Eukaryota, Metazoa, Arthropoda, Insecta, Hymenoptera, Vespidae. Gene Ontology annotation, cellular component: cytoplasm. Gene Ontology annotation, molecular function: protein binding. The record is from RefSeq and is a predicted model, not a curated record. The transcript has 6 exons. Gene Ontology annotation, biological process: developmental pigmentation.
AAGUAAAAGAUAGUGAAUAGUUUUAAACGUAUGUGAUAUAUAGAUAAGAGUGAAUUUGUGUUCUUAAACGAAAUCAAAUAAUUUUUCUUUUUUUUUCCUAAUUCACACUUCUAAUAUCGAAAACAUUAACAGCGCAUUAUUUAGAUUAUGCAGGAAUUUCCUCACAUAUUGUCGGAAUGCGAAGAAAUAAAUCAAGUAUUACACAAGCCCAUAAACUCGACACAAAGAAUUAAGUAUACAUGCCUUAAUGUUUCACAAAAUUAUAUUAUACUUGGAUCAACCAGUGGAAGUAUCUAUCUUUUUAACAGAGAACCAUGUACUUUUCGACAAUUAAUACCUUUAUCGGAAGGCAUAGUGUCACAUGUUUUGAUAUCACCUGAUGAAAAAAUCAUAGCAUUAGCUACAACUCGUGGAAUUGUUUGUGUUGUUACUUUAAAACCAACUAUAAAAUUAAUUGCUACAUCGAAUGAACAUGCUUAUGAAAAGAUUAUGUGCCUCUGUUGGAAUGAUAAUAGUUCUGAAAUAUACAUUGGUGAUGGUACUGGCAAAGUUUCUGCUAUUGUAUUAUCUGUUUUCACAAUAAAUGGAAUGUUUCAGUCACCAUCUUGUACAUUAAUGAAUCUAGAUUCCAGUAUUGUACAAUUAAAUUUUUCUUCCCCUCUUUUAUUGAUAUCAACUUUGACACGCUGUUAUAUAUGUGAUACAGUUCAUGAACAAUAUAAACAAAUAGGUAACAAAGCAAGAAAUGGAGAAUUUGGUGCAUGUUUCUAUAAAAUGCAAAUCGAAAAAAAUGUUAAAACUUCGACUAUUAAAAAGGAGCAAGAUAUGGCUAAAAAGAAAAGUUCGUUUAGUCUUAUUUCAGAAAGCAAUAGUAAUAUACCAGAAUCUAUUUCUCCAAAAAUAUUCUGUGCCCGACCUGGUUCAAGAUUUUGGGAAAUAUCUGCGAAUGGUGUAGUUUUAAAAACUCAUCAAUUUAAGGAAUUAUUAGCAAUACCACCUAUGAAAAUACAUAAAGUAACUAAACAAGAGUUAGAGCAAAGACAAUAUAUUAAUCAUUCAUGGACUUCACAAUCGAUCAACUUUCCUCAAUUAUUUGUGAUUGCUUCGAAAUAUUUAUUUUCUUAUACAUCUAAUGGCUUAUAUAUUCUUGAUCUUGUGAAUCCAAAUGUAAUACUAUGGAGUAAUGAAUUUACAAACAUUACAAUGGUAGAUGUCAUAGAAAAUAAAAUAUAUUUGAUGAUCUCUGAUAAUGAAUUUCAUUGUUUAACACUUUAUACGCUUGAUGCAUUAAUAUUGCACUUGUAUUAUACUAACCAGUAUUACAAUUGCCUAGAAACUUGUAUUACAUACAAAUCGCAACUAUCCAAAUUAAUUAAUGAUAAACAUAUCAAUGACAUCUAUGGUAUUGAAAGUAAUCAACGAAAAUUGGAGAAUGAUGAGAUAUCAGUAUUACUGCAACCAUUAAUUUCUAUACUGAAAUCAAAUUUAAAUCCUAGUCCUAUUAAAUUAGAUUCGGGUAUUGUUGUAGUUAAUUCAGGAAACUUGAAACAAAAAUUUAACGAAGAUCAACAAAAUAAAUUGACACAUCAAAUUUGUUCAUCUACCGAAUCUAUUCAAAUAUCCUCUGUACAAAAUACAUGUUCGGAUAUUAAAAAUAUAUUAGAAUUAAACAGUAAUUUAUCAUCUACAUUAGAUGAAAAUUUAAUAAGAAAAAUACAAAUUGAUUUAGAACCUAUAUGUACAUUAUCUAACAGCAUAAAAACCUCAAUGACUGAAAAAGAGAUGGAAAAGUUUAUUCUUGAGAUACGUAAAAAAAUGGACAAUAUCGAAUGUUUAUACAAAACUUUACCUCAAUUUAAAGAUUUGGCAUGUGAUAUAAUAGAUAAUGCCAAAAUUAAUUUUACCAAAACAUUUUUAACAAAUGUAUCAAUAGAGUUAUUACAUUCUACAAUGAAUAUGAUUAUUAUAGAUCAUUUUAUGGAUGCUUUCAUUCUUAUAAAUACAUCUAAUUAUAAGGAAUGUACCUGUGGUUUUCCAUUUCCAAUGGAUCAAAUAAAAGAGCCAAGCUUCUUAGAGAUUGGCAAAAUUCUUUUACAAAAACUUGUAAAUAGAAGUACAGAAAAAUGUAUAAAUUUAUGUAAUAGAGUACCUUAUAUGUGGAGAGAAUAUACGUCUUUGUAUAUAAAACAACAAUAUGCUAUAGAAGACAUACUACGUCAAUGCCUUUUAACUCAAGAUAGUGUUACAUUGUCAAUUAUUUUACCUAUAUUAGAUGCGAAUCAGUGGAAAUUAAUUACAAUAUAUUUAAAAAAAAUGGAUGACAAAAAAUGUCUCUUUUGUGAAAAAUUAAUAACAUUAGAAACAAAUAUUUCUUCAAUAAAUUGGAACAGAGUAAUAUUUGAAAUUAUGAAAAAGGAUGGCCCAGAUAUAGCUAUGGUAUUUUUAAAAAAAUUAGAAGUAUUACUUCCUCUCAAAUCACUUGAUAAGAGUAUAUUUCAGUCGUUUAUAUUCACGAAAAUUUUACAUCAUCAUGGUUUGCAAUUUGCAGUAGAUUUUAAAUGCAAUUCCAAUAUAUAUGGAUAUAAUACAAUGUGUUCCACCAAGAUUCGAGAUCAAUUAAUAAAGGUAUUAAAAAAAGAUAUAGCUCAAUUUGAUAACAAAAAUAUAUUAAGCACUGGUGCUCAUCAUUGGGGAAUGCAAUAUAAAUCCAAAAAUAAGUCAUCAACAUGUCCAUGUUGUACUCUUUCUCUCCAAACAUCAGUUCUUUUAGACAAUAAUGGUAUAGCAAUCUUCCCCUGUGGUCACACAUAUCAUGUAAAUUGUAUGAUAGAAAAAAAACUCACUAAAUGUAAUCUUCAUUGAUGAAGUAUAUAUAUAUAUAUAAAAAUAAGUAAAAUAAAAAAAUAUAUAUAUGUAAAAUAUUGAAAGAGAACUUUUUGUACAUUCUAUCAAAUAUUGUGGUGCUGAAAUAAUUAAUAACAGCACAUGGGUUAUAGUAGUAGAUCAUACAAAAUGUAUAUACUCUUUGUACUUAAAAGAUUGUCCAAAAAGACUGUAUAUCAUAAUAUGUUUAUUAUAAUUUAAUAUAACCAUUUUUUUUGUUUGUA